Messenger RNA from Orcinus orca (killer whale), 2251 nucleotides. RefSeq names its product PAS domain containing repressor 1 (gene PASD1). The record is from RefSeq and is a predicted model, not a curated record. The transcript has 11 exons. The coding region runs from base 234 to 1733 and encodes 499 amino acids. Gene Ontology annotation, biological process: negative regulation of circadian rhythm; negative regulation of DNA-templated transcription; circadian regulation of gene expression. Lineage: Eukaryota; Metazoa; Chordata; Mammalia; Artiodactyla; Delphinidae. Gene Ontology annotation, molecular function: DNA-binding transcription factor activity, RNA polymerase II-specific. Gene Ontology annotation, cellular component: CLOCK-BMAL transcription complex.
AACAUAUUGAUUUUUGCUGUCAUUUAAAAAGAGGAGGUGCUGAACAUGAUAGCAGCCCUGCUUAUGAAUGUGUGAAAUUCAUCCUGAGUGUAAAAUUUAUUUCUAAUGAGCCUGUGGUGUUCUUCCGUAGCUUCUUCCCCAGCCUGUCUGGUGAGUUGUCUGCCAGAAAUCUUUCUUUGGAGGAUCGGUUUUGUCUGGUGGGGACCGCUUGUGUUCUCAGGAUUCAAAUUCUAAUGGACCUUUUCACUGUAAAGGAGUCUGGUGAAGAUGUUCUGCUGGCCCCAGAUUCGGAAGAGGAACAUCUACCUGUGGACCACAGAAGUGUUCAAGGCCAAAGAAGCAGCUCUGGAAUGGAACUUCUGCAUGCUGAACCUGAUGCUCCUGCCUCAGAAGGUCGAGUUAAUGUUGUAAUGGUUGACCAGUAUGGAUCACAAGAAUCUGCUCGUGUCAUUAAAAGAAAGUCUUUUACAUAUUAUGACUCCAGCACAUCCACCUUGGAAACCAUACCUGAACCACCAGCACCAUUAUCUUUGCCGAGCUUUGAAGUCAAAACUGAGGUGGAACAUGUGGAGCAGAUGGACCACAUGGGUGAGAUGGAGCAGGUGGAUGAGGAGAAAGAGGUGGACAAGGUGGACCAGGUACCCCAGGAGGACCGGGAGACCAUCUCGUUCCCCAGUGUCACUGCUGACGUCGGAAAUCAGUCACUACACCCACCGCCGUCCGUCAUAUGGUACGUCAACAGACGGGAGGAGGAGCUGAUGAAGAGGUUCCGGGAGCAGCUGGAGGAGAGGACGCAGAUGCUGCGGGGUGAGAUCUGGAACCAGAACCACGCGCUGGAAAUGUUGAAGGAGCAGCUCCAGUCAAUGCAGGAUUCCAAGUUGCAGAUUCAGCCAUCUACCUCACGCCACAUUCACAGUCCUGAGCCCCAGCCUUUGGAGCCAGUGCCCAAGAAACAAUGCAUUGGGCCGAUGCAUAGGUCCCUCCCAGACUGCAAGGAGGCCAGGCACUUCUGUGGUUCAUGUUCAUCCUACUCCUUCCGAUUCCCUGAGGAGCUUCAGCAGCCCUGUGACGCCUCUUCCCAGCAGCCCGCUCAGGAGCUGGUGCAAUACCUCCCACAGCAGGCGGGGCUGCAGGAGCAGUCACAGCAGCAUAAUGUUACUGUGGAAAACCGUGUGCUGCAAAUACUCGUGCCAAGCCAACCUAACGUCUCCUUGCCCCUCGAUAACACCCAUAUGUUUACGUCGACGCAGCACAUCACGGUUCCUGUCCAAUUAGAAGCUGAGCAACAGCCCUCCAGCAGCUAUCAUGGUGAAAACCCUGGGGGCCAGGAAGGCAGGAGUCAUAGUUUUCUUCUUGAGGACCAGCAGGGGCCCUGCCUGAGUCCUUUGCUCCUGGCACAUAACCCAAGCUCUGAGAUGAUUUCUUCUACCGUCAUCCCUCAGUGUCAGAUAAGUUCUGACUCAAACUUAGUCAUGCUGCAGAUCCCAGAGGAUUCCAACCAACUUUGUCAACAGCCAGAAGACCCACAGCAUCACCUUUACUUCCAAGUUGAAACUUGGCCUUCCAGUGAGCAGGCCUCCCUGCAGGACCAAGUUACUUGGGUUCAGGUACCAACCCCUGAGACAGAAGUCCAGGGCUCUUCAGGUCUACAGAUUAUCCAAGACGACACGGAACACGGGCCAGGCCAAAUCUGCUACUUCAUGUCUGCAGCGCCGUCCAACUCGUACGAGUAGCAGCGCCACAUGUACUUUCCUCUCUAGCCUCGAGAGAAGAAGGGGAGACAAGAUGCUGAGGCCUGCAUGACAAGGGGACCUCCAAGGCGCACACAGUCCCCUGGAGUAAGGGGUAGGGGGUGGGGUGGAUCCUUUAUUUUCUUUUCUGACAAGUUCUUUUUGUAAUUGUUACUUGAGCACAACCUGUUCUUUGAAAUCAUGCUACAGAGGCAGCCUGUGAUCCCUAGCGUGUGCUGCCCAGCCUCGCAGACACCGAAUCUACCAUGGGCAGGCAGGCUGCGGAGUCUGCUCAGGGUAGAAGAGCCUUUUGAUGACAAGAAGUAUUUUCCAGCAUGGUUUGCAAUCUAGUUGGAGCUGUUCCGUAUCAGGCUGUGAAAAUUCCGAGGCCUUGGCCUUGACGAUCAAGGUCGGCACUUCCUCCACAGUCAAGCUGGGGAAAUGCAUGGAGAACAGCAAUCCAACUGUGGAAAAAGCUGAAACCAGGUCAAAAGUUUUAUGCUAAAGUACUCACGGCUUUG